Aureobasidium vineae is the source of this 1518-nucleotide messenger RNA. NCBI's taxonomy places the organism in Eukaryota, Fungi, Ascomycota, Dothideomycetes, Dothideales, Saccotheciaceae. The record is from the annotation of a GenBank genome assembly.
GUCGCCAUGACACGUUCGACAUUACCGCAGCGGUUGCUGCAGACAGUCUUGCUAUGUCUCUGCGCAACACACACCGGUGCCCUGACACUGGACACAACUAGUGCAGAUUCGAUCAGAGAAGUCUCGUCGCAAGUCGCAUAUGGAUUGAUGAAAUGGUAUACGGGCAACAACACUGGAGACGUACCGGGAAACCUGCCUGAUCCAUACUACUGGUGGGAGGCCGGCGCAAUGUUUGGAGAGAUGGUCGAAUAUUGGUACUACACUGGAGACACAACAUACAAUACCGAGGUCAAGCAAGCCUUGAUGCACCAGGUUGGCGAAAACAACGACUACAUGCCGGCCAAUCAGACAAAGAGCUUGGUAAGGGAGAAACACACACUUGGCUUGCCUUGUAGCAUGCUGACCCAGCCANNGGGAAACGAUGAUCAAGUCUUCUGGGCAUUCGCCGCAAUGACAGCCGCUGAAGUCGGAUUCGAAGACCCUCCGGAAGGUUCUCCNUCGUGGCUCGCACUAGCACAAGCUGUCUUCAACGAACAAACAGAACGAUGGGACACGUCCUCCUGCGGUGGUGGCCUCCGCUGGCAGAUCUACUCGUUCAACGUCGGCUACAACUACAAAAAUUCCAUUUCCAACGGAGGCCUUUUCCAUCUCGCUGCUCGCCUUGGUCGCUAUACCGGCAACCAAACAUACAUCGAUUGGGCCAACAAAGUCUGGGACUGGUAUGAAGACUCGGCCUUGUGGGAUGCCAAAGACUUCACAAUUCUCGACGGUGCAAGCACGACAAACAAUUGUUCCGAAGGCAGCAGAGAGCAGUGGUCUUACACAUAUGGCGUCUUCCUGGCCGGUUUCUCCUACAUGUACAACCACGUAUGUCGUCUUUUGCCUGGCUUUUUCCAAACCCAACUGACCUUCCACCCCACANNGACUGAAGACGCAACCUGGCUGAACCGCAUCGACGGCAUGCUGAACACGACAGCCAACGUCUUCUUCCCUUCAAACAUGGGUCCCAACAUCAUGGUCGAGACGACCUGCGAACCUCUCGGAAAUUGCAACAACGAUCAACGUUCUUUCAAAGCCCAUCUCUCUCAGUGGAUGGCCAUUACUGCACAACUUGUCCCCAAAUAUCACGACAAGAUUUUCAGUCUCCUGGCGCCCUCUGCUAAAGGCGCUGCUGGUCAGUGCGAUGGCGGAUCCGACGGUAUUACUUGCGGCAAAAGGUGGAAUAGCACCACCUGGGACGGCACAUACGGUGUAGGUGAGCAGAUGUCUGCAUUGGGUGUCAUUCAGACCAACAUGUUGAAUGUCGUGUCGUUGAAGCCACCGUAUACGUCUGUCUCUGGUGGCACCAGUAAGAGCGACCCUAAUGCUGGCACUGGCACGAGUGGCACAUCCUCUUCGAACGGCCAGGCAAUUCAUUUAACGUCUAUCACUACAGGCGACAGGGCUGGUGCUGGCGCCAUCACUGCUGCCAUUAUUCUAUUCACCAUCGGCGGAACAGCCUGGCUGCUGAUUGCUUGA